AUUCCACAGACACACACACACACACACACACACACACUCCGCCUGAUCACUGAGGACCCGCUCUACCUGAAAACAACAGUCCCAAUGCUACAGCACAGGCGCACACCGCCGGACACCUACCAAAUGAAAUCAGGACGAGUUCAUUUCCACAAACUUUGGUUUCUCCCGAGGAGCAUUAUUUACGUCUGCAGCCCGGAACACCUGCACACCCUGCGGGACUCGAUAGAGAAAUAAGGCUGGUUGUUGCGACAGCAGAGCAUUAAUCCAUCGGCUGGGCUGAGCACCAUGAGUAGGAAGACACGGCGCUGGAUUUUCCAUUUCUUCCUGUGCCUUGGAGUAGUAUAUUUGAAAAUCGGGGGUCUGUCAUCGGUGGUUGCACUUGGAGCGAGCAUCAUCUGUAAUAAAAUCCCCGGCUUGGCCCCCCGUCAGAGGACUAUCUGUCAGAGCCGACCCGACGCGAUCAUAGUGAUCGGAGAGGGGGUUCAGAUGGGGAUCAAUGAGUGCCAGUUUCAGUUCAGACAUGGACGCUGGAACUGCUCGGCCCUGGGAGAGAGGACCGUGUUUGGGAAAGAGCUCAGAGUGGGCAGUAAGGAGGCUGCGUUCACCUAUGCGAUCAUCGCUGCUGGGGUCGCCCAUGCAGUCACUGCGGCCUGCACCCAGGGGAGCCUGAGCGGCUGUGGCUGCGACAAGGAGAAACAGGGCCUCUACAACCAGGAGGAGGGCUGGAAGUGGGGUGGCUGCUCUGCAGAUGUCCACUACGGCCUGGGGUUCUCUAAGGUGUUUGUGGACGCGCGGGAGAUCAAGCAGAAUGCCAGGACUCUCAUGAAUUUACAUAACAAUGAAGUGGGGCGCAAGAUGCUAGAAAAGGGCAUGCGGCUGGAGUGCAAGUGUCACGGUGUGUCGGGAUCCUGCACCACCAAGACAUGCUGGACGACGCUGCCCAAGUUCCGCCAGCUGGGAUACAUCCUCAGGGACAAGUACAACCAGGCUGUGCACGUGGAGCCGGUACGGGCCAGCCGCAACAAGCGCCCCACCUUCCUAAAGAUCAAGAAACCCCACUCCUACCGCAAACCCAUGGACACAGAGCUGGUCUACAUCGAGAGGUCGCCCAACUACUGCGAGGCUGACCCUCUGACCGGCAGUAUGGGAACACAGGGACGCCUGUGCAACAAAACGGCUCUGCAGCCCAACAGCUGUGACCUGAUGUGUUGCGGUCGAGGAUAUAACACACACCAGUACUCUCGUGUUUGGCAGUGUAACUGCAAGUUCCUGUGGUGCUGCUAUGUCAAAUGCAACACCUGCAGUGAGAGGACAGAGGUGUAUACCUGUAAAUAGAAAUAUUUAUUGGAUGUGUAUUUAGGCGCACAGCUAGACUGGACUGCAUGUGAAUGUUAAUGUAUUUCAGAAUAAGGCUUCUCUGUGGCUGAUGCACACCUGCGGAGUGACGGACUUCUUGUCUGGCCACGAUCACGACAGCUGGUUCCUCCAGCGUGUGUUGAUUACUCUGAUGCCAAUGGACAUCUGCCGUGACACUGGAUUCAAACUAUGGGCUCUCAAAUUGUAUUUUUACUUUUGAUUGGAAUGCCACUUCACGCCCCAGGUGUGACUUCUCUGCAGGCCGUAAGGCUGUACUGGCAUGGCUCACCCCAACAGUGAUGGGUUUGUUUUUAUUUUUAUUGACUAAUAAUUUAUUCAGUGAGAAAACUACUGAUGAUUUAGAAAAUUUGUUGUUACCUAAAUGUGGUAAAGUUGUAAGUUGGUGUAGAUGCCUGGGAUUUUAGUUUAAUAAUAUUCAAGUGCACUUAAAAGCAAAAGGAAUAGUUUCUUUGUUUUUUUUACAAGACAAAUUACACACUGGAGCUAAAAACAGAACUGUACUCGACUGAAUGACAUGUUUGGGACCCUGCAGCUUAUUUGCAUUAAGCCUAGCAGUAAACUACUGAUCCUGGGCUCGGUACUUGUUUCUGUCCCCCUUCCCCUACAUUUUGCUGCUAGUUGUCUGGAAAGUUAUGCGACUGAGCGGCCUUAUUGACUCUUCCUCAUAUUGACACCACCACAAGAAAAUGCGAGCUUCCAGACAUAAAUUCCCCUUAAUGUUGGCUGAUAGAAUAUAUUUUGUAAGAGAUUAUUUUUAUAUAAAGUUUUUUUUAUUUAUUUUCUGUCUAUGUGAGAUAUUUCCCCUUAGCAUUUCUAACUGUUCAGUUACUGUGCUUAAAAUGUGCCUUUUCCUCAGCAGCAGAAUAUAAUUAUGUUAUACUUAAAUGUGCAGCAUUGUGAUUUGUAACCCAUUUCAGGAAACACUGUCUCACCUUGCCUUGGUUCCUGACAUCACACCCAGGCUAGCUGCUGGUCCACAAAUGUUAGCUUCUAUGACUCAGUGCUAUCUCUGAGAGUUUCUCACAGUUUCUUUCUCUUUGUAUUUAAAAAAAGGUAAAAUUUGUUAGCAUACUACUACUAUAACAGCUACUAUGAAUUUUUUAUUUGUAUUGCCAGAAAUGCGUAAUCAUGUUGCUUUCCCCUUAUUUAUGAUGUCUGUUUGUCAGCUUUCCUUCUUUUUAGCUGUAAUCUCAUGCUAUUGCUAUUGUUUUAGCCAUGACAGCCUCUCACCUGUCCUCUUCUGUUGAGAUACAGUUUAACCCACAAAGGUCUUCACUGGUGUUCAUUAAAAGCUGCUAAAAGUGUAAAUAUUGCAACAUAAAUAUUAGAUUAAAAAAUCUCCAUCCUUUUUAAA
Micropterus salmoides (largemouth bass) is the source of this 2731-nucleotide messenger RNA. RefSeq names its product wingless-type MMTV integration site family, member 7Aa (gene wnt7aa). Gene Ontology annotation, molecular function: cytokine activity; frizzled binding. Gene Ontology annotation, cellular component: extracellular region. Gene Ontology annotation, biological process: positive regulation of JNK cascade; neuron differentiation; multicellular organism development. Bases 286 to 1335 code for a protein of 349 amino acids. The transcript is spliced from 4 exons. NCBI's taxonomy places the organism in Eukaryota, Metazoa, Chordata, Actinopteri, Centrarchiformes, Centrarchidae. The record is from RefSeq and is a predicted model, not a curated record.